Molecule: messenger RNA, 2981 nt
Organism: Dreissena polymorpha
Lineage: Eukaryota; Metazoa; Mollusca; Bivalvia; Myida; Dreissenidae
Product: sodium- and chloride-dependent glycine transporter 1-like
Exons: 13
Coding region: 103-1932 (609 amino acids)
Biological process (GO): sodium ion transmembrane transport
Cellular component (GO): membrane
Source: RefSeq, a predicted model, not a curated record
UGGAAGUUCUCUACGUGUGCUUAUGCUCAGAGUAACAAAUGGUACAUUUUGUUUAAUCAUUUUAUAAAUUUUUUAAAUACCUUAAAAACUGAAACUGAGGCCAUGGCAAGGCAGAGGUGGGGGAGACGAAUAGAAUUCUUUUUGACAACGAUUGGAUUUUCUGUCGGUGUCGGAGAUUUAUGGCGUUUUCCAUUUUUGGUGAUGAAAAAUGGUGGAGGUGCGUUCCUCAUCCCAAUCGUUAUAUUCAAUAUACUGGGUGCAAUGCCUGUCGUAUAUCUAGAGAUGAUAAUGGGGCAGUACUCGCAGAGUGGAGCCGUGUCCGUGUGGAGAGUCUGUCCUAUAUUUAAAGACGUCGGAUACGGUACCGUGAUAGCAACGUUCCUUUUCUCCAUCUACUACGCCGUUAUCAUUGGGUGGAUGCUGUUGUACUUCGUCUAUUCCCUCUUCCCGAAGCUCCCCUGGGCGUCCUGCGACAACGAGUGGAACAUCCGGGAGACGUGCAUCGUUGAUCGCGUGGCUGCUGCGACAAGUAACGUCACCGCCAAUACGUCGCCCGCGAAUGUUACGUCAGUGCUAACGACGUUAGCGCCGACAUUUUCCACCGUGUUGAAUAAUGCGACAUUCAGUUAUGAUGUGACAUUGGGAAAGAGCGAAACAGCGGCUGAACAGUUCUUUAAGUACAAGGCUCUGAUGUUGUCUGAGGGUCUCGAAGUGUUGGGUGGAGUCAACUGGCCUAUGUUUGGUUGUCUCGUCGCCAUAGAAGCACUGUGCUUCUUCUGUAUUUUCAAGGGCGUCAAAUUGUCCGGCAAGGUUGUGUACUUUACGGUACUCGGACCUUUCGUGAUGCUGUUUAUAUUUUUGGUCCGUGGCUCGAUCCUACCAGGAGCGGUAGACGGCAUAAAAUACUACAUAACGCCCGACCUGAGAAAACUCAAAGAUACAAAAAUCUGGGCGGAGGCAUGUAUGCAAGUAUUCAGGUCGAUAGGGCCUGGAUUUGGAGCGAUGAUCACGUUUGCAAGCUAUAACAAAUUAAACAACAACUGUGCCAGGGACGCGGUACUGGUGUGUCUGAUGGACUUGCUCACGGGCUUUACGGGAGGUUUCGUUAUCUUCUCUGUUCUCGGUCACGUGGCUUAUAGGUCGGGGCUGAAAAUAUCGGACUUUCAACAAUCAGGGUUCAGUCUAGGGUUCAUCGCCUAUCCCGAGGCUGCCAAUUAUCUGCCUCCCCCUCAACUGUGGUCCGCACUGUUCUUCUUCAUGUCUGUCUUCCUCGGAAUUGAUUCGCAGUUUCCCAACUACGAGAUUGUGGUAACAGCACUGAAGGACGAGUUCCCAAGGCUUUUCCAGGGCAAGUCCACCGUGAUGACACUAGGUGUGAUCAUGUGCGCGUUCCUCCUCGCUAUACCUAUGGUAACAGAGGGUGGAUUUUACCUACUGACGCUAGUAGACUGGUACGCGGCCACUUUCUCCGUGACGAUAUUCGCUCUCAUUGAAGUGCUUGUCAUGUCCUUUAUAUACGGUGUUCGCAACAUUGAUCAAAAUGUGUUUGAGAUGACCGGGCAACGCGUACCGAUUAUUUUCAAGUUCUGCUGGUAUUGCCUGACACCUCUCCUUCUUCUGGUGACCCUGGGAUUUACAGUGUACACAUACACCCCUCCGGCUUACAAAGGUUAUGUCUACAAGCCCUGGGCGGUCGGGUUGGGAUGGGUCAUAGCGGCCACCUCGCUGGUUCCAAUACCAGUGUGCGCAAUAUACGCGUUGUACACGACACCCGGGACACUACUGGAGAAGCUACAAGUAAACCUACGACCAAACGAACUGUGGGGACCUCCAGCUGACGUGCGCGAGGCGGAAUCCAAGCAUGCGCAGGAUCGACUUCCGGCGAAUGAAAAAUCAACAAUAACAACGCCUGCAUUCAAUACUCGUUUAUAAAUACUAUUGACCAGUAUCUAUUACCUUAUAUUAGGCUACGGUGAAAUGUUCUGGGAAGAGUCAAUCUACAUCAAACGGUUCACACGUUUUAUAUUUGCUGUUGCUCAUAAGAAAUGAAUAAUUUAAUUGGAAGAUAUGUAACUUUUUAGUCACCUCUGAUAACUUCAGGUCAGUCAUCUCUUGUUGAUAGAUUGUAAGCAGUCGUGAUUUUAUUUUUACAUUCCUCGUUGUAAAUCAUAUAUUCAGCGCCGGGUAAUACAGUUACAUCUCGAUAUAUGCUAGAUAGUGCCAGUGUAGUGAUAGUAGUGUAGUUUAUGUCGACGUUGUUCUUACUCUGUUCAAGGCUUAACCACCUCGUUAAUUUUGUGCAAGAGCCUCACACAAUUUACGGAGUCUCCAAACAACUCUGCGCGCCUUAGAUACGAACAUUCGUUGUUAUUUUGCAAAGCAUUAUAACAACUUGGUUAUUAGUGCUUGUACACAACUGAAAAUCGAAAAAUGUUGAUGAACAGUCCAUAGAGAAAUCAAACGAGAGAGUAAGGGACAAAUGACAGUGUAAUAUCCUAAUUAACUCUUUCAGUGCUGGAACCGAAUUUUGAAGGCUUUUGCAAACAGUUUGGAUCCAGAUGAGACGCCUUUUUUUAAAGACAUCCAAAAACAUGCAUAUUGUUAGAGCUUGUUUUUAAUAACAAGGGGAGCCACACAAUAUCGUUAAUAAACAUCAGGAACAAGAGGUUCGCCCCGUUGAUUUACGUGCUUUCCAGGAGCAGAGUAAAGAGACAGGUACAUUAAGGCAAAUACUCGUGAAGAAAACUAAACCUCACCGUAUUUUCAAUUUAUUAGCCUUAAUUAAAAUUAAUAAAUCAUAUAUCAUCUGAAACUACUUAAUUAUGCGAUAGAACCUGUAAUAUAUGCGAUUGUUUAUAAUAUGUUCAAGCAGUUUUUGGACAAUGUACUGUACUUGACAUAUGUUAGUCGUAAAAAAGACAUGGACACAUUAAAUUCUUCAGAUUUAUCAAAAUUGAUCAACCCUGUCCUUUUCGAAACGA